UCUUCCAAGCCUUCAUCGUUCAAACUCAAUCCCCCUGUAUCUACCUACAAUUCCGACGCCAUGUUUAGAGCACUAAGCACAAGGAAAGGUCGCCGAGAAGGAUACGACCAAUUGAUCAGCGAAUCCACCAAAGACGAUCUCUUGUCCGACCCUAAGAUGUUCAGAUCCACCACGUUGCCUGCCAAUUUCUACGGCGAUUCGCCGGUGAAGCUUGUUUGGGAACCAAAAAUUCCGGUGAAGGUAGAUGUGAUAGAAAAGCAAGUGAAGAAGGUGAGCAAGGUUCAUCCGUUGUUCAGCUUAUUCGAGAGGAAGAGCCGAAAGAAGAAGGCAACGGCUAAACCAGAGUUCUCAAGGUACAUGCAGUAUCUCAAGGAAGGAGGUUUUUGGGAUGCUGAUUCAUCUAAGCCUGUUAUCUACUAACAGAUUUAUUUCAAUCAAAUAAUAAACCCCUCGAAAUCAGAAGAUGACUGGAUGGAUGCCUAACAUUGUAAUUAAAGUUGUUGCAAUCUAUAUAUCCUUAUACACCAAUUUUUCCAUUGAAUUUUAUACAUCUUAAUUAGGGCUUGUGAAUACACGGUGUACCAUUGGAAUAGACCAUUCCUAUACAGUAUCAUAUAUCUAUUCUUACACAUCAAAUCGAUCUACAUAUGCAAAUCGGAUUUUUUUCUACUCAGUUGCAAUUACUUGGAAAA
Cynara cardunculus var. scolymus (artichoke) is the source of this 692-nucleotide messenger RNA. RefSeq lists its product as uncharacterized. The transcript has a single exon. The coding region runs from base 61 to 420 and encodes 119 amino acids. Lineage: Eukaryota; Viridiplantae; Streptophyta; Magnoliopsida; Asterales; Asteraceae. The record is from RefSeq and is a predicted model, not a curated record.